ACCUAUGAAUCUGGCCACUCUCUUCCUCUGCCUCAAAUUCACAGUUCACACUGCGCCCAGUGCUGCUGCUGAGUAACAUUUACGAUCAAGACUUGACCAGCGGUAGGUGUGUGCUCUAUGUAUGUUAACUGAAGUCAGUUAAUAAGUGGUAUCGCCGCAGACACAGCGUUACGAAAGUCUUCUUCGUUGUUGUGACUUAUCGUUUGCAACGCGUUAACUGUACUAGUGGCGGUAAAAGAGUUUAAUACAGUGAUGCGUUAAGUUAGGAAUUUGGGCGAUGUGGCUACACAUAUUUUUCUCAUUGGGGCUGGUGGUUCUAACUUAUUCUACCGAUACUUGCAAACCGAAAGCCUGUGAGAAAAAAACUGAAAAUGAGAAACCGGUCUGUGGUUCAGAUGGACUGACUUAUCCUAAUAGGUGUCACUUCGAAAAAGCACGAUGCCAAAUCGGCAACAUAACUUUAGUUCGGAAAGGUCCAUGCAAGCAGCAUCGACCAUGCUUCGAAGCUGUAGAAUAUGCCAAGCUACAUCCGGGUUAUAGUUUCAAACCCCAGUGUAGGUCAGAUGGAAGCUACUCAGCAUCGCAGUGUCACCCGGAUACAGGUUAUUGCUGGUGUGUUACUCCGAUGGGAGUUCCUUUGCCGUUCACUUCAGUCCAAAGCAGAGACGGCGUUAAACAUAGGUGUGGCAGAAAAAACAGAAAAUCCAAGAAAAGGUCCCCAAGUAAGAAAAAUCACGCCAGGCCUUGCAAACUGGCAGACAAGUCGAAUUUUAACGGUAAUCUCAUUGGGAUGUUCCUCAUGGAAUGGCAGAGGGAUAAGCAAACAUCGGGAUCAGCCAACGAUACUGUUGUGAUAGAGUGGAAAUUCACAGACCUGGACGCCAACAGUGAUGGAGUCCUAGACAAAACAGAGUACAAAGAUUUGAAAAGAAUGGUGAAAAAGGCAGUGAAGCCGAAGAGAUGUGGGAAGACGUUCUUCCGCACGUGCGAUCUGAACAGCGAUCACAUUAUAGAGAGGGACGAGUGGGCAGACUGCCUCGCAAGAAAUGGAAUGGACGUUUCUUUGCGUGUGUUCUUGUCGCUGAAUCCAGAAGGGCGAGGCGGGAACACAAACAUCGACAGCGACGAAGGAGACGAGGAAAUGGAACCACCGCCAAGCAGGUCACCACCUCACGGAGUUCUUAACUCAGACGGUAAUCCAAUGUAUCCUAGCCAUGAGGAUGAUUCUGCAGAAAUACAUGAAGAAGAACCGGCUAAUUGUUUAUCGGACAGGCAAACGGCGUUUUCCGAGGGAUCCCAUCAGCUGUAUAUACCAGAAUGCACUUCUGAUGGGCGUUAUCAUAAGGUUCAGUGCUAUAAAUCAGCUGGCUAUUGUUGGUGUGUAAACGAAGACACAGGAAAGAACAUUCCUGGAACGUCAAUAAAGAACGCCACCCCUAAAUGUGAUGAUUUACUAGCGACAACUCGACCAAUGAAGGGAUGUCCAGAGGAGAAGAAAGUAGUGUUCUUGAAAGAUUUGAUGCAAUUUCUUCAAACAAAAAUGAACACCUCGUCAACUUUUACCGAUCUCAUGUGGAAAGUUUCAAAAGAGGAACAAACUGCUAAGCUGAGUUUCGUUAUGUUAGACAAAAAUAAAAAUAAAAUGUUGGAUAAGCACGAAUGGAAAUCAUUCAAAGAUAUGGUUCUAGAAAUGAGGACAUUCAAGAAAUGCGGCAAAAAAUUGCCAAGGUACUGUGAUAUCAACAGAGAUAGGCAGAUAAGCAUGACAGAAUGGUUACUCUGUUUGAACGUUCAACAAGCAGCCGGUUCAUCAUCCACGAAUACAAUGACCAGGUCUGGGAAGGAAAACCCGUUAAGUAUACUAAAAGCAGAUUGAUGUGAUGCAUGAAAAUGCUAAUGCAUACCAGUGUAAACGAAUGUUUUCGAGAGUGCUUGAGUGAUUAUUCAAUGAAGAAACCUAAUGAAUUUUAUGAAAAGUUGUGCGGAAAAACACGGCUUCGAUGUGAUUAUUAUACCUAUUAUUGUGUACAGCUUGUGAGUUGCCCUAUUGAAAGAUGCAUUUCCUGUGCUUAUUUAUUUGAGAUCUCUUCUUUUUGUACUAAUAUUAUGAAUUGAUAAGAUUUUUAAACAUUGUUGUUUAUGAUUUAUAAAAUCUUUGUUAGAUG
Molecule: messenger RNA, 2165 nt
Organism: Coccinella septempunctata (seven-spotted ladybird)
Lineage: Eukaryota; Metazoa; Arthropoda; Insecta; Coleoptera; Coccinellidae
Gene: magu
Product: SPARC-related modular calcium-binding protein 1
Exons: 6
Coding region: 278-1876 (532 amino acids)
Biological process (GO): extracellular matrix organization
Cellular component (GO): basement membrane
Molecular function (GO): heparin binding; extracellular matrix binding; protein binding
Source: RefSeq, a predicted model, not a curated record